Strongylocentrotus purpuratus (purple sea urchin) is the source of this 7160-nucleotide messenger RNA. Its product is annotated as deleted in malignant brain tumors 1 protein. Gene Ontology annotation, cellular component: membrane. The record is from RefSeq and is a predicted model, not a curated record. The transcript has 20 exons. NCBI's taxonomy places the organism in Eukaryota, Metazoa, Echinodermata, Echinoidea, Camarodonta, Strongylocentrotidae. Bases 324 to 6908 code for a protein of 2194 amino acids.
AGUUCAGCCAUUGAGGGGGCUCUUUUUUUCCAUUUUCACCACUUCAUUUUAUGGGGGAAGGGGUGCCCUAGUCCCCCCAGUAACUACGUCACUGUUUUGAGGCGGGGUUUCGAUUUCAUAUGACGGAAAUCCGUUGCACGUUCAUCACUAUCAUACACAGCGAAUCAAAGUUGUUAUAUACCACUGCACCUUCUAAUCGCGUCACUCACUUCGCGCUGUUCAUCCACCGAAGUAGGUAUCUAAAAGUGUACACAUAUUUCUUUGGACGAGGGAUUCCAGAUCCAGAGUGAAAUCAGAGGCAAAACUAAACAUAUCAAAAGGAGAUGAAGAUCCUCCUGCUGUUCUCAAUCCUGACGGCUUAUGUAGCCUCUGGAUAUGCUAUUACCUGUACGAAAUGCUCCGAAUCAACUGACGACCCAACCUUCCCAGUGCCCCCGGACCCGGCCAGUCUAAUACCUUGUUCGAACCCUGGUGAGAUGGUGUGUGAUAAAGGCGUCACUAGCUGUACGACGACGAUGAUUACGAUUCACCUUACUCGUGACGCUGGUCCACUUACGCUAUUGCAGAAGGUUCGCGACUGCGGACCUCCAAUGGCUAAUGUACUUCCACGCGGAGACACCUGCGCGGGAGAAGCCUUUACCGAAGCCGUGACAAGGAAUAUGUUUCCACCUGAAUUUGGGCUGACGUUCGAGGACGUUGAGGCCAGUAUCUGCGUCUGUGACAGCUCCGACAGAUGUACUCCACCCUCUACGGCAACCCCUGGUAACCCACAAUCUGAAGCAAAACCUCAAACAACAGCUAGUGCCGGUGGAGAAGAUGUUCCACUUGACUGUCCAGUGGUUGACGAGUGGUUUGUGGACUGGGACACAUCUUACGAGUGCCUCUCAGAACUGCCCUUCACUGAUCCUUUCACCACUCCUGGAGAAAUUCUUCCUCUCUUGACGGUUUCUGAUAUCAUCCGGGCUGCUGGCGCAGCUUGGAGGGCCACCAACUUGAUCGAGGCUGAAGGCGAGGUAUGCGUCAGGAUCCUUCCACAAGUAACUGUAGCCGCCGGUGGAGCAGAUGGCUUCAGAGAGUACUGCGAUCCAGUAUUGACGUAUUUGAGAGAAGGGACAACCUUCGAUGCCGCAGCACACUGCAGGCUCAUUCUCAAUUUGACAGGGGCUAUGUCCUCAUACAUGCCACCAACAUAUCCAGCGGUCCAAGAGACAAUCCCCGGACCUGAUGCCCUACGACCUUUCGACUUGUUAGACCACAUCGAAAAAAUUGUGUUCCAGCUCCUCGGUGUGUCCUUUAAUGACGUGGAAAACAUCUGCACCGCUAGGUUGGCAAUCAUUGAAUCCGAGUCAACCUUAGAGGAGCUUGUUACAAGUUUUUUAAUCGAGUUUGCCAAAGUACUUAUUCCAAGAGGCGCAGAGUUUUGCAAUAGCUGGGACGAAAUUCUUAACUUCAUUGGAGCUGUUCCGACUUCCGAUCCGUCUGGCAUCUCCGGUGUCUAUUUGUCUGAUAUCAUACACGAUGUCUCUGCUCUUGUGGCAGAUUUGACUGGGUAUGCAGACAGGGAGGCUCUCUGUCAGGAUCUGAACUCCGCUGUAUCCUCAUCAAGUGACACUUCUUCACUUGACGAUGUCGUGUCCCAUAUUGUUAACAGUACUCUGUCUGUUUUAACAGAUGCUGAGCAUUGUUCAACCAUAGUCCAAGAAAGCAUGAGCCUAUCCCUUGCUUCGAUACCCGAAAUCACACAGGAAGAAGUUGACAUUGCAAUGUAUCAGUUCACAGGGUUCAGAAGCAUACUGGACAUUUGCCAAGCAGUAGCAGAUUCUUUCCAGCCUCCAGGUCCACCGACACAAGCCCCGCCAUCUGUUGAGGUACGCCUAUUCGGUGGAAGUGAUGAUACCGAGGGAACGGUUGAGGUUCUUUACAACGGAGAAUGGGGAUCUGUCUGUGAUGAUUCGUGGAAUUUAAACCAUGCAAACGUGGUCUGCAGAAUGUUAGGUUUUCCUGGAGCUUCCGAAGCUCCUGGGUAUGCCCGAUUUGGAGCAAGUUCUGGUCGUAUCUGGCUCGAUGAUGUGGUGUGCUCAGGGGACGAAGAAAACCUGGCGGACUGUCAGCACCCGGGUUUUGGAGAGAACAACUGUGCUCAUUACGAAGAUGCCGGAGUCAUUUGCCGUGCCCAAGAACAACCUAUCACUGGCACACGUUUGGUUGGGGGAGAGAGCGAUUUGGAAGGAAGGGUAGAGAUUGAGUACAAUGGCGAGUGGGGAACCAUCUGCGAUGACUUCUGGGAUUUGGACGAUGCCACGGUAGUCUGCAGAAUGCUUGGAUUCGAUGGGGCGUCUGGCGCUCCUGGCUUUGGCGCAUUUGGGGAGGGUUCGGGUCCUAUUCUUCUGGAUGAUGUCUUGUGCACUGGGGAAGAAGCCACUCUGACUGAUUGUUCACACCAACCUUUUAAACAGCACAACUGUGGCCACGCUGAGGAUGCAGGAGUCAUUUGUUUUAUCACAGAGCCAACAACGUCGAAACCUACGCCAUCCUGUACCAUCAAUGAUAUACGGUUGGUCGGAGGCACCACCGAGGCCGAGGGCCGAGUAGAGGUCUUCUACAGAGGGCAGUGGGGCACUGUUUGCGAUGAUGGGUGGGACAUCGACGACGCAACGGUCGUUUGCAGAAUGCUUGGAUUCAAUGGAGCGACCCAAGCGGUGGGAUCGGCUGAAUUCGGGCAGGGUUCAGGGCGGAUUUGGCUUGAUGACGUGUUUUGCCUCGGAGAUGAAGAAAAUCUGGCUGAAUGUGAGCACCAACCGUUUGGACAAAACAAUUGUGGUCAUUCUGAAGAUGCUGGCGUCACCUGCUUUACUAUAGUUACAACAUCAGAAGCGCCGCCACCCACAGUUCGUUUGGUUGGUGGCAGUUCUGACAACGAAGGACGAGUUGAAAUUAUGUACGAUGGACAAUGGGGAACUGUCUGUGACGACUAUUGGGGUCUAGAGGAUGCCGGCGUUGUCUGCAGAAUGCUGGGCUUUGAUGAGGCGUCCGAGGCACCAGGCUCUGCUCGAUUCGGCCAGGGUUCGGGUACUAUCUGGCUUGAUGAUGUGAUGUGCUCAGGGGAAGAGACCGACUUAGCUGACUGUCCGCAUCGGGGGUUUGGAACUCACAACUGUGGUCAUUCUGAAGAUGCAGGGGCCGUUUGCUCUAUUACUGUAUUAGCUACGACACCAGAAACGUCGACCCCCUCUGUUCGUUUGGUUGGUGGGAGUUUUGACGAAGGAAGAGUUGAAAUAUUUCAUGAUGGACAAUGGGGAACUGUCUGUGACGACUUUUGGGAUCUGGAUGAUGCCGGUGUUGUCUGCAGAAUGCUAGGCUUUGAUGCGGCGUCCGAGGCACCAGGCACAGCUCGGUUCGGCCAGGGUUCAGGUAGUAUCUGGCUUGAUGAUGUGUUGUGCUCAGGAGAAGAGACCGACUUAGCUGACUGUCCACAUCGGCCGUUUGGAACUAACAACUGUGGUCAUUCUGAAGAUGCAGGAGCCGUUUGCUCUAUUACAGCUACGACACCAGAAACGUCGACCCCCACUGUUCGUUUGGUUGGUGGCAGUUCUGACAACGAAGGACGAGUUGAAAUUCUGUACGAUGGACAAUGGGGAACUGUCUGUGAUGACCUUUGGGGUCUGGAGGAUGCCGGCGUUGUCUGCAGAAUGCUGGGCUUUGAUGAGGCGUCCGAGGCACCAGGCUCUGCUCGAUUCGGCCAGGGUUCGGGUACUAUCUGGCUUGAUGAUGUGAUGUGCUCAGGGGAAGAGACCGACUUAGCUGGCUGUCCGCAUCGGGGGUUUGGAACUCACAACUGUGGUCAUUCUGAAGAUGCAGGGGCCGUUUGCUCUAUUACUGUAUUAGCUACGACACCAGAAACGUCGACCCCCUCUGUUCGUUUGGUUGGUGGGAGUUUUGACGAAGGAAGAGUUGAAAUAUUUCAUGAUGGACAAUGGGGAACUGUCUGUGACGACUUUUGGGAUCUGGAUGCUGCCGGUGUUGUCUGCAGAAUGCUAGGCUUUGAUGCGGCGUCCGAGGCACCAGGCUCAGCUCGGUUCGGCCAGGGUUCAGGUAGUAUCUGGCUUGAUGAUGUGUUGUGCUCAGGAGAAGAGACCGACUUAGCUGACUGUACACAUCGGCCGUUUGGAACUAACAACUGUUUUCAUUCUGAAGAUGCAGGAGCCGUUUGCUCUAUUACAGCUACGACACCAGAAACGUCGACCCCCACUGUUCGUUUGGUUGGUGGCAGUUCUGACAACGAAGGACGAGUUGAAAUUCUGUACGGUGGACAAUGGGGAACUGUCUGUGAUGACCUUUGGGGUCUGGAGGAUGCCGGCGUUGUCUGCAGAAUGCUAGGCUUUGAUGAGGCGUCCGAGGCACCAGGCUCAGCUCGGUUCGGCCAAGGUUCGGGUACUAUCUGGCUUGAUGAUGUGAUGUGCUCAGGGGAAGAGACCGACUUAGCUGACUGUCCGCAUCGGGGGUUUGGAACUCACAACUGUGGUCAUUCUGAAGAUGCAGGGGCCGUUUGCUCUAUUACUGUAUUAGCUACGACACCAGAAACGUCGACCCCCUCUGUUCGUUUGGUUGGUGGGAGUUUUGACGAAGGAAGAGUUGAAAUAUUUCAUGAUGGACAAUGGGGAACUGUCUGUGACGACUUUUGGGAUCUGGAUGAUGCCGGUGUUGUCUGCAGAAUGUUAGGCUUUGAUGCGGCGUCCGAGGCACCAGGCACAGCUCGGUUCGGCCAGGGUUCAGGUAGUAUCUGGCUUGAUGAUGUGAUGUGCUCAGGGGAAGAGACCGACUUAGCUGACUGUCCACAUCGGCCGUUUGGAACUCACAACUGUGGUCAUUCUGAAGAUGCAGGAGCCGUUUGCUCUAUUACAGCUACGACACCAGAAACGUCGACCCCCACUGUUCGUUUGGUUGGUGGGGGUUCUGACAACGAGGGGAGAGUUGAAAUUCUGUACGGUGGACAAUGGGGAACUGUCUGUGAUGACCUUUGGGGUCUGGAGGAUGCCGGCGUUGUCUGCAGAAUGCUAGGCUUUGAUGAGGCGUCCGAGGCACCAGGCUCAGCUCGGUUCGGGCAAGGUUCGGGAAGUAUCUGGCUUGAUGAUGUGUUGUGCUCAGGAGAAGAGACCGACUUAGCUGACUGUCCACAUCGGGGGUUUGGAACUCACAACUGUGGUCAUUCUGAAGAUGCAGGGGCCGUUUGCUCUUUUACAGUAUUAGCUACGACACCAGAAACGUCGACCCCCUCUGUUCGUUUGGUUGGUGGGAGUUUUGACGAAGGAAGAGUUGAAAUAUUUCAUGAUGGACAAUGGGGAACUGUCUGUGACGACUUUUGGGAUCUGGAUGAUGCCGGUGUUGUCUGCAGAAUGCUAGGCUUUGAUGCGGCGUCCGAGGCACCAGGCACAGCUCGGUUCGGCCAGGGUUCAGGUAGUAUCUGGCUUGAUGAUGUGAUGUGCUCAGGGGAAGAGACCGACUUAGCUGACUGUCCACAUCGGCCGUUUGGAACUCACAACUGUGGUCAUUCUGAAGAUGCAGGAGCCGUUUGCUCUAUUACAGCUACGACACCAGAAACGUCGACCCCCACUGUUCGUUUGGUUGGUGGGGGUUCUGACAACGAGGGGAGAGUUGAAAUUCUGUACGGUGGACAAUGGGGAACUGUCUGUGAUGACCUUUGGGGUCUGGAGGAUGCCGGCGUUGUCUGCAGAAUGCUAGGCUUUGAUGAGGCGUCCGAGGCACCAGGCUCAGCUCGGUUCGGGCAAGGUUCAGGAAGUAUCUGGCUUGAUGAUGUGUUGUGCUCAGGAAAAGAGACCGACUUAGCUAACUGUCCACAUCGGGGGUUUGGAACUCACAACUGUGGUCAUUCUGAAGAUGCAGGAGCCGUUUGCUCUAUUACAGAACCCUCAGAAUUCACAAUCCGUCUGGUCGGUGGCAAACACCCUUGGGAAGGUCGAGUAGAGCUGCUCUUCCAGGAAGAGUGGGGGACCAUCUGCUCUUUGUACUGGGGUAAACCCGAUGGAGAUGUGGCUUGCAGAAUGCUGGGCUUCAGCAGCGCGUAUGAGGCUAUAUCGCCAACGGGCGAACCGCCGAUGCCUUACGGUGAAGGCAAUGGGACGAUCCUUCUAAGUGACUUCGGUUGUACGGGAACCGAAGAGAAUCUGGCUGAUUGUUCGCAUUCGGCAUGGGGUGACCAUAAUUGCUACCACUACCAGGAUGCUGGAUUAGUAUGCAAUAGCCCAGAUCCUGAAAGUGUUGUCGUACGCCUCGUGAACGGCAGUAGCAAAGCUGAGGGGAGGGUAGAGGUGUUGUAUGAAGGAGAAUUCGGGACCGUCUGUGACGAUUCAUGGGAUAUCAAUGAUGCUGCCGUUGUCUGCAGAAUGUUGGGGUAUGAGGGCGCUUCAGAGGCUCCAGGACUUGCUCGCUUCGGGCAAGGUUCUGGGGACAUUGUCCUCGAUGACGUGGUCUGUCAGGGAUCAGAGGACAACAUCGCGAGCUGUGCACAUAGAGCAUGGGGAGAAAACAACUGCGGCCACGUCGAGGAUGCCUCGGCCAUUUGCACCGGGGAAUUGAACUUGCCAGUUCGCUUGAUGAACGGAAAUGGGGAACACGACGGUCGAGUUGAAAUCUUCCGCUACGGGGCCUGGGGUUCAGUCUGCGACGACUUCUGGGACAUUAACGAUGGUCACGUGGUCUGUCGUAUGCUGGGCUACGAGCGUGCCUCACGCAUCUGGUGGGGCACAACCUACGGCACGGGAACUGGUCGCAUCUUGUUGGAUAGAGUGGAAUGCAAUGGGGAUGAAGCGACUUUGGACGACUGCGAUCAUCCGCCAUGGGGUGUACACGACUGCAACCACUACGAGGAUGCCGGCGUGGUGUGCGAAUAGUGAACACCAGUUGCCAGAGUUACUCUUGGACAGUUUUACGGAAAUUUUCCGAACAUGAAGAGACGGUGAUCUUUUCACCUUUUAUCCUUUACAUUUAAUCAAGUAAUACCAUUAUAAUAUGGUCGUAACGUAUACAAUAUAAGAUGUUUUAUCGUUACGUUUCUUUGAAAAGUAAAACAAAAAGUGUACAGGACUACAUUACAUACAUAUACGGUGACGACAUUUAACAGUCUGAAUAUAACAUUACAUACC